Messenger RNA from Vitis vinifera (wine grape), 2152 nucleotides. Its product is annotated as chorismate mutase 2. Gene Ontology annotation, biological process: aromatic amino acid biosynthetic process; chorismate metabolic process. Gene Ontology annotation, cellular component: cytoplasm. Gene Ontology annotation, molecular function: chorismate mutase activity. The coding region runs from base 1191 to 1937 and encodes 248 amino acids. The transcript is spliced from 5 exons. NCBI's taxonomy places the organism in Eukaryota, Viridiplantae, Streptophyta, Magnoliopsida, Vitales, Vitaceae. The record is from RefSeq and is a predicted model, not a curated record.
UUUAAAAUAAACGGGUUAAUUUAAUCAUAUUAUCUUAAAAAUAAUUUUUAAAAACAAGUUUAGAAAACAACUCCUAUAAUGUUAAGCAGUAUUAAAAAAAUUUAAAAACAAAAAAUUAUUUUUAAAUCCCAUGCGCAAACAAGUAAAGAUUUUCAAACAAUAAUAUGUUUAUCCAUUUAAAUUCACAAUCCCAAUUUCAACUUCAUUUUUUAUCAAUAAAAAUAAAAGUUUAUUUUAUUCAAAAUUUUUACAUUCUUUUGUGUAUAAAGAAUUUUCAUUAAAAGAGGGAAGAGAAAAGCGCAAGGAACACGCUGCCUAUCCGUUGCUUACUCGGUUACUCCCCUCCCCUUAACUACCUACUUUCCUCGAGUCACGUUUCUUUCUUACAAAAUUGAAGUUUAUUUUAUUCAAAAAAUUUAUAUUUUUUAUAAAUAAAUUUUAAAAAACACAAAGAUUUUAAAAGAAUUUAAAAAAUAAAUACAAAAAUAUAAUAUUUUUUUAUUACUUAUUUUAUUUUUUUGGAAUGAAUCGAUCUUUCUUGAUAAUGUUUGAUAAAUCAAUUUAAUAACUUAAAUAAUUUAAUAACUAUUAAGUUAUUAAGUAAAUUAAGUAUGUUUGAUAAAAAAAAUAUAAUAAUAUGAUUUAAAGUAAAAAAUAAUUUUAAGUAAUAAAUAAAAAUAAUUAACUUGUUCAUUCACAUUUUUAUUUUAUUUUUUUACUUUUAUUUAUUUUAAUUAUCUUUACAAAUUUUUUUUAUUAUUGCAUAAUAUUCGUCAUUUACCCAAAUUAUAAUUGAUAUGAUAAAUAUAUCAAUUUGAUAAUUUAAAAUAAAUUUUAAAUGAAUUUUAUAAAAUAAUCUUAAUUCUUAAAAUAAAAAUUAAGUAAUAAAUUUUAGAUUAAUAACUUAAAUAAAAUUUAACUUAAAUGAAUUAAGUUAUUAUUACUUGUUAAGGAAGUUAAGGAAGAAAAGGAAAGAGAAAAGCGCAAGGAACACGGUGCCUCCAAAACACACGCUUGCCGUUGCUUUCUCCUUAGUCCUAACGACCCAAUUUCCGCCAGUCACGCCCACGGCGUAUCCUCUUUCGUUCUUUUUUCCUUAUUUAAAGCCCCAACCUAAUCCUCCUCACAAGCUUGAAUUGUGUACGUUUUGGCUGCUGAGAAAAUUUUGUUUACUGACCCAUAUACAAAAAAUGGACCUUGAAUCAGUGAGAGACUCUUUGAUCAGGCAAGAGGAUACCAUCGUUUUUAGCCUCAUUGAGAGGGCCAAAUUCCCCAUCAAUUCUUGGGCCUACUCUCCCCCUCAGAAUGGAGUUGAUGCAUUUUCUGCCUCUUCUUUCCUUCACUCCUUUGUCAGGGAAUCCGAGGCUCUUCACGCUAAGGCCGGUAGAUAUGAGAACCCAGAAGAAAAUCCCUUUUUCCCAGAUGAUUUACCACCUUCAAUGGUGCCAACCCAUGAUUAUAAGCAGGUUUUGCAUCCUGCAGGCUCUUCCAUUAAUGUAAACAAGACUAUAUGGGAUAUAUACUUAAACAAACUGCUUCCAUUGUUUGCUGCUGAGGGCGAUGAUGGCAACUAUGGACUAACUGCAGCUUGUGAUCUUGCAUGUUUGCAGGCCAUCUCUAGAAGGAUUCACUAUGGAAAAUUCGUGGCCGAGGUUAAAUUCAAGGAAUCCCCAGAAGAAUAUGGGCCUGCAAUCCAUGAUCAGGAUAGAGCAGGUCUGAUGAAAAUGUUGACAUUUGAGGCAGUAGAAGAGAUGGUGAAGAAAAGGGUGGAGAAGAAAGCUACGGUUUUUGGACAGGAAGUUAACCUUAGUGACAAUAGCAAAAGCAAAGAAACCUAUAAAGUCGAUCCCUCCGUGGUUUCUCGGCUGUAUGAAGAAUGGGUGAUGCCACUCACCAAGCAAGUCCAAGUUGAGUAUCUUCUUCGCCGCCUUGACUGAAAUCCUGGGGAGUAGUUUGUAUGCAUAAUUUUGAUCAAUUUGAUGAUCAAGUAAUACUUCUUGUUGCAAAAUAAAAUGCAGUUGAUGUAUUUGCCAAAAGAUAUCUCUGUAUUUGCUGAUGAAGAACCAUCAAAUUUUAUAUGAAGAUGUAUUUAGGCAUAUGGCAUUAUAUUUGUGUUACAAAUAUAUGAAUAAAAAGAAAGUUUCAUUACAAA